Molecule: messenger RNA, 384 nt
Organism: Anoplophora glabripennis (Asian longhorned beetle)
Lineage: Eukaryota; Metazoa; Arthropoda; Insecta; Coleoptera; Cerambycidae
Exons: 3
Coding region: 29-349 (106 amino acids)
Source: RefSeq, a predicted model, not a curated record
UAACAUUACUAGGGUAAAUUACAUUGGUAUGAGGUGCACAAUGGAUCAGAAUAAACCAAAACGGGGUAUUGUAGUUCCUCUUCUACUUUGUUGUGCUGCUUUAAACGUUGCCCAGGGACUCCCUCCACAGGGCAAUGAUUUUCGAUACAUUGAUUAUUCCAGCCCUGGAGCUCACCAACUGGCCAGCUGGCUGGUCUCCCAGCUGCGCCCCAAGGAGAUCAUCGCUCCCAUGGAGGUGCCCGUAAUCCCCUACCGCUUACCUUUACAGGGUAAGAGAAACUCGGAAGUCACCAACGCCAUCAUAGGUUCCGAGGAGACUCAGAAGAUGUACCGAGACGGUAGAAAAUAAACGCUGACGCUUCUGCUUGUGUAAUCAUGCCACUG